Molecule: messenger RNA, 3001 nt
Organism: Carcharodon carcharias (great white shark)
Lineage: Eukaryota; Metazoa; Chordata; Chondrichthyes; Lamniformes; Lamnidae
Gene: amer2
Product: APC membrane recruitment protein 2
Exons: 1
Coding region: 47-1960 (637 amino acids)
Biological process (GO): regulation of canonical Wnt signaling pathway
Cellular component (GO): plasma membrane
Molecular function (GO): beta-catenin binding; phosphatidylinositol-4,5-bisphosphate binding
Source: RefSeq, a predicted model, not a curated record
CUGCAGUGGUCUGCAGAAAGAAGACAGGAACAAGAUCGUGGCAGACAUGGACUUGCAUUGUGAUUAUAAUGAUAUUUCGGCUUCUGAACAACAAUCUGGCAAGAUAAGUAAGACAGCAUUUAAAUUAUUUGGGAGGAAAAAGUCAGGGGGCACCAUGCCUAGUAUUUUUAGUGUGAAAAACAAAGGGGAUAGGAAAAGCUCCUUGAAAAUGGGGCUUGUUAGAAGCAAAACGCAUGAUGGAAUUGCUGAUAUGGGACUGGAAGUGAGCAACAAGGAAGAAUCUUUGAGUAAUUAUCAACUGGACAAUGAUUCCAGUUCAAAAAUAGUCAGCAGUAUGAGCUUUGCUGCUGGUGGUUGUGGACCUAUUGCUAAGUCUCACAGUUUUUUUUCUUUACUAAAAAGGAAUAGUAGAUUAGAAAAUGGCAAGGGAGAAUCAGUGCAUUCAAACUCUGACCAGGUGAAAGAUAAGAGUUGCAACAGACAAAAGAAAGGACUGAAAGGGUUGUUCAGCAGCAUGAGAUGGCAUAAAAAGGAUAAAAUCAGUAAAGAAGAAAAAGCUGAGUACCUGGAAAUUCAUGGCACUAUUACAUUGCCUAGCUCUUUGACUGCCAGCUUGGAAUGUGUGAAAGAAGAGACACAGAAAUCUUGUUCUGAACCUGAAAGUGUUGCAGUGGAAAUGCAAAGCAAGUUAUCCUCUGAAAUGCAGAAUGUUAAUGAGGGCACCUGCAUUGAGGAACCAAAACAAGCCAAUAGUGGGAAGUGCCUUUCAGAAUUAUGUAAGGAUUUGGAGAAAGCUGCCAUUGACCACCAGUUAUUGGACCAAGAUUCUAAUGUCAAGGCAUUAGAACAGCUUGAGGACAAACAGGGUGAAGGAUUAACUAAUGUGGGGCAGGAUGUCCAAGAAGAAAGUGUUCCUGUAACUGGAUCCGAAUCUCGCCACACUCCUGAAACUGCAACACCCAGUGCACCCAAUAAUGAUCCACCCUCAGAACAAUCAAUUGAUCGAAUUUGCUUAAUGUUUUCUGAUGUUACAUCUUUAAAGAGUUUUGAUUCGUUUACGGGAUGUGGGGACAUUAUUGCUGACCAGGAUGAUGAAGGAAAUGUCUGUGAAAGAGGAGCUCCUGCAGAAAAGGGAAAGGGUGGUGCAAAAAAAGGCUCAAAUAUUCUAAGUUAUCAAGGUGGAGGAGAGGAGAUGGCAAGCCCAGAUGAAGUUGACGAUGAAUAUCUGAAAGAAUUUUGGGACACACCACCGUCAACUGCUGAGCCUCUUAAAGACAAACAAAGACAGGUUAUAACUGACCAAACAUCAUGGAUGGCUUCAGGUAUUACAACUUGCCUUGAUGAAGCAGCAGAUGUUACGUUAGUCAAACAGCUUACUCUGAAUGAUAUUUCCAUAAGUAAAAAUGAUAAUGAAGACCCAACAACCACUAAGUGCGAUCAACAAGAAUGUGUCCCAAAUAGUGAUGAGGGAUACUGGGACUCCACAACCCCUGGACCUGAUGAUGAAAGUGGGAAAACCCUUGCUACCAGGGCAAGUAUUCCUAGAGACAGUUACAGUGGGGAUGCUCUGUAUGAUCUGUUUGCAGAUCCAGAUGAAAGUCUGACAAGUAUUGUUUCAGAUGAAGAAAUGUCCUCUUUAUCUGAAUCUAAAAUGCGGUCUCCAAGAUCUCUCAUGUCUGCAUCCAACAUUGCUACAAUCUCCAAGGACAAGAAUGUAUCUGCCAUCCCUAGGCACAAGGCCACAUUAACUGUACGUCAGGGUGAAGCAAACCAUACUCAUUGGCCUCAGAUGAAUCAACAGUUGGUAGGAUGCGAGCCAGCAAGAACCAAAAUCCCUGUUGCCAAGACUUCAAUUCCUCGACCCAGUAACAAAGUCAUCACUGGGACAAGUGCAAAAGGCUCAGCAACCAAGGGAAAUGCAAAAAAAAUAGCCUCAGAAAAAUUACUCUGGCAAAAUUAAAAUGUGCAUGUUACAUCAGUCCAGAACCACAAAUAUUUGUAUGGUUAAGCACAAUGGGUCGAGAUUCUGCUUGCACUCAUACUAUUUACACUGUGCAACAGAACUUUUAUCACUUGGCAAGAAGAGUCUCCCCAAGAUGUAACAAUCGUGCCUAGAAAUGUUAAGUAAUGCAAAACUUUAAGAAGCACAGAUGCAACACAUAAAAUUUAUAGCUCACAAAUGCUACUUAGGAAAGUGAUUAUGUGACACAUUAGGCUUUAAAUGGAACAGCUAACGUGAACAAAAAUGGUGAUCGUGGGGGAAUAUAAAAUAUAUUUGUGAAACAGUGACCUUAAGAGCUUUAUCCGAAUCAUAUACAAUUUUUUUAAUGAAAAACAAUAGAUGGUAUGUUGCUACCUUUUGUUAGGACAUGAUCAUUAAUUGUCAUCAACAUAAACUACAGCAGUGAAAAGCUACACUGUGAUUGUGCCUAAAGCCAAUCCAUUCUGGGAUCAGAUUCUGUUGAAUCAUUGGAUGAUUGUGAUCUACAGCAGAAGAAAGGGGACUGAUAUGUAAGUUGGUUAUAUAACUGUGAUCAGGGAAUGAUUACAUAACCAGACCAGCUUGCAUUCUCAUCACGGAGGAACCAUUCAAAAUUAAUGUAUAGGAAGCUGAUAAAUGAGUAUAGCAUUUAUUCCUUUGAAGCUAUUUUUUGAAAGGGAGAGAAGACUGCCAUUCUCCAUCAUUUUAAUGCCUUCAUGAUGUAUCCUUUUGAAUUUUCAAUCUGCCAAUGUUUUUUUGAAUCACUAAAUCCCAGUGGUCUUAUUUUCCACAUGUGAGUGAGUACAAAACUCAGAAUGUGGAGAUAAAAUACAAUGGAGUAAAUGACCACCAGAAAUGUUCUCACAAAUGGGGGCAGAUUAAAGUGUAAGAGUGUAUAUAACUUGGUUAUAUUUGAUUGUUCUUUCCAGAAUCUUCUGUACAGUCAUUGCUUUAACUCUGUAUAGACAAAGUGAUAGUCAAAUGAUCUCCAAUUUUUAUAUUAAAUCUCUCUGAGACGUA